UCACGGGCAGGGUCGCGCGAUCGCGUCCUGCAUCCUUUGAUAAUAUAUUUAAUCACAAGAAUUUAAGAUUAGUUAUUGAAAAGGAAACGUGUACAAUGUGCAAUUGAUGUUCAACUUCUCCGAGAUAGCAUGUGAUCAUACAAUUAAUAUAUUAACGAAGAAGUCAAUAGGUUAAAACCUAACCUCUAUAUAACGAUAAAGUGAAAAAUGGAGCUUAGCGAACAGGAAUUAGAGUUAAUUCGUCAGGAGAUUAUAAAUAAUAUCCUCCAAGUGACCGCUCUGAUUCAGGAUAUUCAACAAUGUGCAGGGCCUAAGGAAUUGCUCAAUGAAUUAAAUAUUGAAGGGCGGGCAAAGAUAGCUCUUUUGAGAUCGAGUAUUAAUCGCCUGGCGGACGUUGCCGAGAGUGAACGUAAAGAAAAGAAGAAGAUGGAAUUGUUAUUAGAAGUGGAUGAUCACAGGCAACAAUUGACCGCUGCAUUGGCAGCUUUUCGGAAAGCUAAUGUGAUCAGUGCUUGCGUCAUCGACAAAAUGGCAAAGGAUGAACUCCUGUCUGUCCCUGAAGAACGGCAACAUGUUCUUCGAAAGCGGCGAGAUAAGCAGGGUUUGGUAAAAGCUUCAAGUCAAGUCACAGAUACGCUGUUUAGCAUUUCCAGAAAUCUGGCCGAGACGGUACAGAGAAGUGCAAACACAUUGGAUACUUUAAUAACGUCUUCGGACAAGGUGACGGGUACCAAAGAUGAACUCGAGCAUCAACAGCAAGUGAUAGCGCAAUCUGGAAAACUGCUGGGGAAAUACGGUCGGCGUGAAGUCACAGACAAAGCUUUAUUAAUGCUCGCAUUUGCUUUUUUCCUUGCCUGCGUAUUCUACAUUCUUCAAAAAAGACUUUUCUAAAGCUGGUCAAAAACUCUUCCUUGGAGAUGACUCCAUCUUUGUCGAGAUCCAUCUUCUUGAAAAGUCUACCGACGUGAGUGUUAACGGUCUGCUGAACAGUUUCCGAGUGUCUCGUAACCAUCUCAUAAAUGGCAGAUACUAUGACCAACAUUUCGUGCCUUGUAAUGAAUCCAUCGCCAUUUAAAUCAUACAUCCUGAUGGUUCGCGAGACAAGAUCACAACGAAAAGUUCAUCACCCGAUAUCUGAAAUCCCAUACUCACAAUCUCAUUAAGAAAUCAGUUGGAUACUCCGAAGCUUAGCGAGGAAGCAUUUAACUCGAAAGACAGAAAAUUCGAUCGGAAGUCAUCUCUAGAAACUGUCGGAAUCGCGAAUUGCACGCAACUGAGUCGAGCUAGAUAUCGCCACGAGAAGCCUUGGCUGAUAACGCUCGUACCGUGUCAAGAGUUCAAGGCCAUGAGGGUGAUAAUGGUGUUCCUGGCCUUGAUCGUCUGCGUCAUGGGAGCGCCCUGGCUGGAUCUCGUCUUCGGAGGGUCGCAAGAUUAUCGCUAUAACCAGAGACAGAGGCAUCGUCAAGGAAAAGGCGGAAAAGAACGGUGGAAGGAAAUCUGCAGGACGAUUAAUCCCGACAGCUUCGCCUAUCCAGGACAACCGCCCUAUCUUUCGUCUCCAGUUUGUCCCUGGUGAAGCAUUUAAACCAUGAAGUUGUAUAAGAAGAUACAACGCCAAGUAUUAAAAUCAUCCCUACCGUAGUGUUCCAAGAUCUUCAGAUUUUUCUCCGCUCUAGCGCCGAGAGCGCCCUCACGCUGAAAUUUUGCAAUUAAUAGUCAUCGACUGCUAUCAGGUCCGCUAGUCUUUAUCGCGUUAAAACCAUCACAUUCUGUAUAUCAUCCGCGGAUUGUCGUUUCGCUUUUCGUACCUUAAUUGCAAAAUUAAAAACGUUUUGGGUUAUUUACGUCCCUAGGAGAUGUUUCGGUUACGUAUAUCGGAGUUCCCUAGUUAUCCGCAAGCGGCGUUCGCGUCGUUAGAUCAGCGAAAAAGUCUGAGAUUCUGGGUCCCGAUUUUGGGGCCACUUUCUGUGAAACCGACCAUUUGCGUUACGUCUACUUAUACUACUUCAUGAUUUAAACGAUCUACGAGAAUUCUGACGCAUUCCGUCUCCUACGCCUGUAUAUAUAAGUCUUAACUUUUAUAAACGGAGGUUUUAUUGUAACAAUCUCGUAGACAUUACGUCUUAACGACUACUCUGCCUUAUCACCGGGUCGCCGGGAAAUCGGCGAUGGUUCUACGUAUAUUCUUACGUAAUGAACUGACGCACCGAUAAGGCACCGUUCAAGAUCGAUAUUUAAACGAUACUUCAUGAUACGAUGUGUAAUUGCCGUCCCUCGUUCCGACCGACAGGGAAAUUGAAUGAUUACUUUUGCAUGAUGCGGACUUAACAGCGAUCUGUUAAUUAUUUUACAUUAUUUAACAUGGCUCUCGUACGUAUUGUGUGUACGUUCGGGAUUACAUUCCUGUAAGUGAGGAUUAUCCAGGAUUUUCUCUAUGGAAGAUGAACGCUAGGAAAAAAAGAAUUCCUUCAGUGUAAUGGGGAAGUUUUCAGCGGCGAUCGAUUUCCUACCUAGGUACUUUCAGACACUAUCAGAACUGUUUAAAUAAAUUUAAAUCAUAGGA
Molecule: messenger RNA, 2563 nt
Organism: Orussus abietinus
Lineage: Eukaryota; Metazoa; Arthropoda; Insecta; Hymenoptera; Orussidae
Gene: Sec20
Product: vesicle transport protein SEC20
Exons: 6
Coding region: 208-891 (227 amino acids)
Biological process (GO): retrograde vesicle-mediated transport, Golgi to endoplasmic reticulum
Cellular component (GO): endoplasmic reticulum; SNARE complex
Molecular function (GO): SNAP receptor activity
Source: RefSeq, a predicted model, not a curated record